This is a messenger RNA of Canariomyces notabilis, 1186 nucleotides long. RefSeq lists its product as uncharacterized. The coding region runs from base 274 to 1026 and encodes 250 amino acids. The transcript has 2 exons. NCBI's taxonomy places the organism in Eukaryota, Fungi, Ascomycota, Sordariomycetes, Sordariales, Chaetomiaceae. The record is from RefSeq and is a predicted model, not a curated record.
AGAGAGAGAGGAGUGAAGGGACGCUACCCUAUACCAGCUGCAUUCUCCCGUAUCUACUGCCAUGACGGAGGGAGAGAGACUGGCGUUUAGGUUUGCUCGCCUGUCGAGGGAAACGAUCUAGGAGAAACGGAAACGUCAGUCGCGGAGUUGAGGAGGGUGCGAGAACCCGAGCGAAACCUCGAGUGUUAGCGGUCCUCUCGGUGCAAGUAAAUCGCGGUAUUCUGGAACGGUGCGAGGUCCCGCUUCAACCUCAACAACGGCACUGGACUGAAGAUGCGAGCAGAACUUCAGUUUCUCGUUGAAGUCUACUGCAGUUCAAGUUCAAGUUCAUCCUGCACAGUACGUAUGUUAUCAUAUACUGUGCUGUUCCCGUGCCGCUGCCGGUCGAUGUCGAUCCCGACGGCAGUUGCUGCUCACGGAAGCAGACAUGACUGGCCUAAAUUCUCCGAGCUGCAACGGCACGCUUCGACUUCAACCGAACUCAUUCCAGUGCACCUGCACGUUCUCCUCCUUAGCAGAUGUUCCUACACGGCCAAUUUACCUGGAACGAUGCGCCAUCGCAGUCAAUGGCAUUCUUCCGGGCACAGGUCAAUUGGGCUGGAUCCAAGGUUCAAUACGGGAUGUUGUGUGGCUCUUUCAGGACUUGAGGUAUUCUGGCCAAAAUGGCGUCUGGGAGAUAUGUACUCUGCCCGUGUGCCGAGGUUGCCAUACUCGCACCGCAAGCAAGUGCACGGUUCUUUCCUCUGCCGACAUCAUCGCUCCGUCGCGAUUCCUCAUAUCGUCCACGUGAGACAGUGCCGCAAACCUUCUAAGAUGGCUCUCUCUGGUUUCUGCUUGCUGUUCCUGCACCAGUUCCUGGUCCUUGGUGCUGGCCUGGCUCGUUUGUCCUUAUAUCCCUGUUUUGCACACACAGCACAUGGCAAGCUCGACCGGAUAGACUCUCGCACGGUGCCCGGAUCGCCACCAUCAGGUCACUGCUGCGCGCCUUGCCUAGUGGAAACCAUCACCAUCUUAACUCUGCACUAGCCAACUGCUUCCUCCUAUUACGGUAUGGAGGGUGGACGAAAUGGCCCGUCGCUUGCUUGACCACUCCCUCUAGUCGACAAUGGCAUCUCACAUGUUCCAUCUUCGAACGCCACACCUGCCCUUCUCUGAUCCAGGACGAACCACUGGACACUCUGGCUCA